UAACGAUCCAGGUGUGACGGCGCGGUCACGUGUCCAGGUGUGUCGGAACCGACAUGGGUCUCGUGUACUCCGAGCCGACCUGCCAGGCGGCGUACGACGGAGACGUCCAGCGGUUGUACCAGCUGCUGAAAGAGGACCCGUCUCAGAUCGAUGUCCAGGAGGAGCAUAACGGAGACACGCCUCUCAUCGCUGCCUGUCGCCGUGGCAACCUGAGGACGGUCAAAUACCUGCUGGAGAACAAGGCCGACAUCCACCGAGCCAAUAAGAAAAACAGGACGUGUGUCCACUAUGUCGCCCGGAAGACUUUCUCUGUGCUCGACUACCUGAUGAUCGCGAUCCUGAUGCCCGUCCUGCUGCUGGGAUACUUCAUCAUGCUGCAGAAGCAGCGCGAGAACGCGGCCCUGAUGGAGGUUCUGCUCAACGCCAGCGCAAACGUCAACGCCGUGGAUAAGCAAGGAAACACGCCGCUUCACUACGCCUGCCAGAGAAAGAAGCACCGUCUGGUUCCUGUUUUGCUGAGAUUUAAAGCCAAAACCAGCCUCAAAAACAAAGACGGAGAAACUCCGAUGGCCAUCGCCAAAAGACUGCGGUUCAACAAGAUCAUCGCCAUGCUGAGGAAGAGAUACUGAGAGACGGGGAGGGGACAGAUGGGGGCCGUUAUAGAUUAGACCAGGGAUGGAUGGGAUGACGGAAGGGGAGGGGACAUUACAGAGGACAGACAGGGACAGGAGGCAAUAAAGAGACGGGGAAAGAUUGUCAGUGUUAAAGAGGACAUAAGAUAUGAUGGUGUUACAGAGGGACGGGGGGGGGGGGGCAUGUUACAGGGGACAGAUGAGGAUACAUGAUGUUACAGAGGACAGAUGGUGGGCUUCAUGGGACAGGGGUGUUAUAGAUGACAGAUGGGACAUAAGAUGGUGUUACAGAAGACACUAGGAUGUUAUGGAGGACAGACAGUGGGGUUUUUCUGAGGACAGACAUUGAGACAUGAUUGUGCUGCAGAGGACAGACAGGGACAGAUGAUUGUAUCAGUCAAGAGACACGGAAAGAGUGCCAGUGUUAUAGAGGACAGACGAGGAUACAUGAUGUUACAGAGGACAGAUGUGGAAUAGAAAGAUGUUACAGAGGACACAGAAGACAUAAGGAUGUUGUGGAGGACAGACGUUGAGACAUAUGAUUGUGCUGCAGAGGACAGACGGGGAUGACGUAGAGGACAUGGACAUGAACAGAGGACGAUCUCGUCUUGUCCAGCCACACCAACAGCCACCAGCACUUCCUGUUGAUCAGCCGUUCAGCUUGACUCAUCUGCUGCUCAGUGAUGCUAAGCUAACCAUCUGCCACAUUCCAUCUGCUUCGAAUCACAAGAAACAGAAAUUAGCUUAAUAAGAGUGUUAUGAACGUCAUUAUGAAACAUUUCAAUUACGCCAAUAAAGCAAAUUCA
Salarias fasciatus (jewelled blenny) is the source of this 1438-nucleotide messenger RNA. RefSeq names its product ankyrin repeat domain 22 (gene ankrd22). NCBI's taxonomy places the organism in Eukaryota, Metazoa, Chordata, Actinopteri, Blenniiformes, Blenniidae. The coding region runs from base 54 to 629 and encodes 191 amino acids. The transcript has 6 exons. Gene Ontology annotation, molecular function: protein binding. The record is from RefSeq and is a predicted model, not a curated record.